Molecule: messenger RNA, 1827 nt
Organism: Anneissia japonica
Lineage: Eukaryota; Metazoa; Echinodermata; Crinoidea; Comatulida; Comatulidae
Product: ribosome biogenesis protein TSR3 homolog
Exons: 6
Coding region: 179-1207 (342 amino acids)
Biological process (GO): maturation of SSU-rRNA
Molecular function (GO): rRNA small subunit aminocarboxypropyltransferase activity
Source: RefSeq, a predicted model, not a curated record
UGAACACGAAUCAGUCAUCUCAAUCAGCUGCUUGUAUUGACUUGCUUUAGAUUAUUGUUAAACCAUUCAUUUGGAUUGGUGGAGAAACGAUGAAAAAAUAGAAGACGAGGAGCUAUUAAAAAAGGGUUAUAAACGGCCCACCAGCCCUCAACGCCUCUUCAAUAAAUUUAGUGGCGUUAUGAUGGGACGAAAGAAAACUCAUAGUCGAGGUGGAAAGCCAGGGAAUGCAUCAGCAAGGAGUCGACACAAUCAAACUGAGAAAUAUGAUCGCUUCAAACAAAUGUCAGAAGACCUCAAUUAUUGCCUUGAUGAAGGCAGAAAUGUUGCGGAGGCCUGUGGCAGUGAGGAGGUACUUAGUGAUGAGGAGUUCUUGAAGGUUCCUCUACCACUAGCCAUGUGGGAUCUUGAACAUUGUGACCCCAAGAAAUGUACAGGUCGUAAGCUGAUCCGCAAGGGAUUAGUACGUAAUCUUAAACUAUCGCAGAGAUUUGGUGGCUUAAUCCUCUCACCAAUGGGGACUAAAUGUGUUUCCCCAGAGGAUAGGGAUCUAGUACUAUCUAAAGGUAUUGCAGUAGUAGACUGCUCCUGGGCUAAGCUGGAGGAGACACCAUUCAGCAAGAUGAGGGGAGGCCAGCCUAGGCUGCUGCCUUACCUUGUAGCAGUCAAUCCCAUCAAUUAUGGAAGGCCCUGUAAGCUGUCUUGUGUCGAAGCAUUUGCAGCCACAUUGUAUAUAGUAGGUCUUAAGGAGUAUGGUAUCAAACUAUUAAAACGUUUCAAGUGGGGGGAAGGUUUUUUUGACGUCAACAGGGAGAUUCUCGAUAGAUAUGCAGCCUGCCACACUGGGGCUGAGGUGGUGGCCGCCCAACAACAAUGGUUGCAGAAAUGUAAAGAGGAAGAUGAAGCCAAUGAUAAAAUAGAUGUUUAUGACAUUGAUGAUGAAAAGGAGGUUUGCAAUCUUAAUCGUCAACCUACGUAUGACUUUCCUGAAUCUGAGGAGUCCAGUGAGAAUGAGGAAGAGGAGGAGUUGGAAGAGGAACAGAAAGAUGUGGUGGAGGAGGAAGAUAGAGAUGAAACAGAAGUUAGAAAUGUUGGAAUUCAGAACUAUGCAGCAGCAUCUAAAAGUGAUUCAGAAAAUAUUAUAAAGGAUAGUGAAAUUAAGGACAACGAAUUGAAAUGUGUCAAUGAAAUUCACAAUAAACCAUCUUGAUAAAUUUACCAUCAUGUUUACCAUUUUGUAUACUCAACAUCUGUAUGCUAUCUAAUGAAGAAGCCAAAAAUCUGCCAGCAGAAAGUAUUGUUCUUCAGCACCAACUGCAAGUCUGUGCUUGUCAUAAAUUAACUAUUGGCUGGUUUAUGAGCUGUUACUUGGCAGUACAUAUCAGAUAUUAUUACCUUAAGCAAUGUCCAGAUUAUCAAAUUUUGUUGGACAAAAAACUGUUGAAUGCCCAAAUAUAGUCAUGAUAUGCCUAUAAAUGGUCAUGAUGUGAUGUCAUCAUGACCAUAUUUAGGCAUGUCACAUGUUAUUGUCAAAUAAAUGUUAGUCUGGACAGAGAUUUAGAACAUUUACGUAGCAAAGUAAUGUCAGUAGUAAAGUAAUGUUGUCAGUGGAAUAAACAUAAAGUACAAAUAGUGAAAUUGUACCAGUGUUAUUUGAGUUCAGUAUAAUGAAUAGCAGUCUUGCAGAGGAAACAUCUUUGACAUGUAUAUGUAGUGGAGCAUUGGUAGUUAAGGUGUAUAUGGAGUGGAGUUUGGUAUGCCAAAAAAAUUUGAACUUUGAACUAAUAAUGUAUUGUAAUUUCAUACUUCAAUUAAGCAUCCUGUAACGAU